GAGGUAAACGGUCAGGAACUGGAGCACGGAUGAAACAACUGGAGUCUGGAAGAACUCGAAAGAAGGAAAGAGGGACAGUCCAUGAAUCACUGCAGCAAACAGAGGCAUGGAGAACUAAAUGAUACAUUUUUUUGCUGCGUUUGUUUUUCCGUGGCGAGCGAGCCGACCCCCUGCAUGCAUCAUUUCCACGCGCUCUUCAGUCACGCCUUCCUCUUUCCGUCCAAACCUCACUUCUGCCUGCAGCGCCUGCAGACAUGCUGCUCCUCGUCUGCCUCCUCUCGGCUGCAGGACUCCGCGUCUGCUCAGGAAUCCUCCAGCAGGUGGCGCCGCUGCACUCGGUGGCCGUACUCCCAUGUCCUCAUGCAGGAGAAGACGUGACCUGGAGCAGAUUUCAAAACGGGGCCAAGCUGGUUCUGGUCACCAUCAGAGAGGGCCGGGAGACGAGGCUGGACCGGCGGUUCGGUUCCCAGGCCGACGGCUCGCUGGUCAUCAUCCAGACGGAAGCUUCUGAUGAGUCCGUCUACGUCUGCAACCAGAAGCACCGAGUUUAUCUGACGGUGACCUCAGAUGCAAAGCAGAUCCCCUCAAAAGCUCCCCCAGAACCAGGACCACGAGGAGGCGACCCUGAAGACCCGCGGGGCGGAUCUGCAGAGAUCCAGGAGACCUCCGGCUGGUGGAAGCUUCCUGCGGGUGUGGUAACCGGGGCAGCUCUGGUUCUGCUCUCCGCCUUCAUCCUGAGGUUCUGCUCGGCGAAGAGAGCAGAGAAGACCGACGGCAGAGACCGGAGCCUUCCUGACGUGGUCUACGAGGAGAUCCAGGUCAUCGGCGAGCUCAACAGAGGUCCACUGUGCUGCUCUCAGCCGGCGGGCGGGAACCCGCACAGCACCGGCCCACAUCCUGAGGAGAUGAGGACCAAAGACAACGAGAUCUACUCCAGUGAUCCGUAACCAUGUGUGACGAGGUUCUGAUGGAGUCCGGCUGAGACGGACCUCCACCACCAACAAACGCCAGCAGGGAAAGCGCGGCUGACUCAACUAAAAAAA
Oryzias latipes (Japanese medaka) is the source of this 1043-nucleotide messenger RNA. The record is from RefSeq and is a predicted model, not a curated record. NCBI's taxonomy places the organism in Eukaryota, Metazoa, Chordata, Actinopteri, Beloniformes, Adrianichthyidae.